AUUAAUGAGUGGUCUUUACAAUUAGUUUGAUCUCAAUAACUUCUUGCCAGCAGUUUAUGUAGUGGAAGCUGCACCAUUGUGUUCCAUUAUAGAAAAUUAAGUUAGAUCUGAGAAAGUUGGAGACCAAGAUCCAAGGAUUUAUACUGUGUACAAUCAAAGCAAAGAUAGAAUCACUUAAUAAACCAAUUUAGUAGAUAAGAUAGCCAGAUUCGUUAAAGAAGAUGAAGAGAAAGAAGAAGAUCCAGAUUAAUCAGCUGAAGUCUAGACUAGAUACUUUAAUCUUGAUAGUAUUGAUGUACUCUCUAAAGGAGUAUGUAGAAGAUGCAAAAAAGUAAUUGGUAGUGAUAACCAAAGCCUGGCCAUUUUGAAAAAUGGUGUGUUGAAGACAUCGGUGAAUCUAAAGUGACUUGUCGAUUUUGUUUGGGAGAUCAUUAUUAUUUAAAAUGCCCUAAUAGUUUGUGUUUCAAGUGCAACCAAGCUGGACACAUGGCAAAGGAUUGUGAUGUUGAGGGCUAAAAAUGUCAUAGAUGCAAUAAAAAGGGACAUAAAUCUAAAGAUUGUAAUGUUAUCAUUAUGGAUGAUGAGAAUGUAUUUGAAAAGGAUAAGCAAAGACUAAAGGAUCUUUUAUGUCUAAAUUGCAAAGAGAGAGGACAUUUGAAUUGUUUUUCAAAAGGAUAUAAAAAAUAUGAUCUAUUAUAUUGCGAAGGGAAGGAGUAAAGAGAAAGAGAAAAAAUGAAUAGAAUGGAUUAUUCUUAAAAAAAUAAACAUAAUCAUGAACAUUAACAUCAACAUCAUUAAAAUAAUCAUUAACAUCAUCAUUAAAAUAAUCAUUAACAUUAACAUUAACAUCAUAAUGAAAAGUAAUAUUAAUAUGAACAUUAAUAUAAAUAAAAACAUUAGAAAGAAUAAAUCAAAAAUCUACCACAAACAACCAAAAAAACAAUAUAAAAAUAUCAUUAAUAAGAUUCACCAUCACAAUAUUCAAUAUGGUCUGAAGAAUCUCCAAAUGUUAAAAGGAUGAAAAAUAAUAAAUAAAGAAAAAAUAAGAAAAAAUAGAAAAAAUAUUUUAAAUAAUUUAAUUGA
Molecule: messenger RNA, 1083 nt
Organism: Paramecium primaurelia
Lineage: Eukaryota; Ciliophora; Oligohymenophorea; Peniculida; Parameciidae
Source: the annotation of a GenBank genome assembly